AAGAUUAGAAGAUCCUAAAAGAAGCAAGCAGAAAAGAGAUUCUGGGAAACGAAUCUCUCUCAUCUCUAGAAGUUCUUGCCUUCCUUUUUCCAGACAUCACCAUUUUGUAAUUCUAUUCAAGCAUCUCAGGCAAAUAGCAGCCCAGUUCUUGGCCAGAGCAUACAUAGACAAUGCCACUCCCAAGUAUAAUCCCAGGAGAACUGAAAACAUACAUUCAUGCCAAAACUU
Molecule: messenger RNA, 228 nt
Organism: Rangifer tarandus platyrhynchus (Svalbard reindeer)
Lineage: Eukaryota; Metazoa; Chordata; Mammalia; Artiodactyla; Cervidae
Source: the annotation of a GenBank genome assembly